GGUUCAAAAUUGUGACUGAUUGCAAUUCCCUUACGUUAACGCUCAACAAAAUUGAACUCAACCCGCGUAUUGCCAGAUGGGCUUUAGAGCUGCAAAAUUGUGAUUUUGAGCUGAGCCAUAGAGAAGGCAGCAGAAUGCAACAUGUAGAUGCGCUGAGCAGAUGCACAAAUAUGCCAAGCCAAGGAUCACAAAGUACAAAAAAUUAAGCAACAGCUAGAUGAAAAUGAACACAAGCUUUUCGAAAUCAGAAACGGUGUAGUUUACAGGAAGAGUAAUGACGGAAGAUUAUUAUUCUAUGUUCCAACAGAUGUGGAAGACCACGUUUUAUAUAAAUAUCACAACGAAAUAGGACACAUAGGUAGAGACAAAAUGACAAACAUAAUUAACAAAAGUUAUUGGUUUCCAAACGUUAAAGAAAAAUGUUCCGGUCACAUUGAAAAUUGUUUGAAGUGCGUUGCGUUUUUACCUAAAUCAGGAAAAGAAGGAUAUUCACACUCCAUUCCAAAAGGAAAUAUGCCAUUUGAGCUAAUCCACAUCGAUCAUUACGGUCCGGUUGACUCGGGUAGAUCAAAAAAGCACAUAUUAGUAGUUGUUGAUGCUUUUACAAAGUUCGUGCGUUUAUAUACAACAAGAACAACGAAUACACGAGAGGUCAUCGUUUCGUUAAAAGACUACUUUAGAGCAUACAGCAAACCCAAAUGCAUAAUUUCAGAUCGAGGGAGUUGCUUCACAUCAAACGAAUUCGACGAGUUCCUGACAGAGACUGAUAUCAAACACAUUAAAAUCGCUAACGGAUCGCCUCAAGCAAAUGGUCAGGUGGAACAAGUCAAUAGAAGCCUUGGGCCAAUGAUAGCGAAAUUAGUAGAACCAGAAAAGGGUAUACAUUGGGAUGCAGUAAUAGACAAAGUAGAACAUGUAUUAAAUAACACACAGCACAGGAGCACAAAGCAAGUGCCUUGUAAACUUUUAUUCGGCAUAGAACAGAGAGGAAAAAUUAUAGACGAAUUAAAAGAAAAACUAGAAGAGUUAAAUGAAGUACAAGAAAACAAAGAUCUAACAGAAUUAAGAGAUAAAGCGGCGGAAAAUAUAGAGAUAGCUCAAGCGUGCAACAAAAAGCAAUAUGACAAGGGCUUAAAGAAACCCAAGGAGUACAAGGAAGGAGACUAUGUGAUGGUUAAAAAUUAUGAUUGCACAGUGGGAGCAUCUAAAAAACUAAUCCCCAAAAACAAAGGCCCCUAUGUAAUCGAAAAAGUUUUAAAAAAUGACAGGUUUUUGUUAAAAGAUGUAGAAGGUUUUCAAGUAUCCCGUAACCCAUAUCAAGGUGUUUGGAGUAUCAAAAACAUAAAACAGAAAUAAAAGCUAAUAUAUAUACAUAUAAGGAAAAAAUGUAAUAUAUGCUAAGUGUAUUGUUAUCCACAAUGGAAUUUCCUUAUCUUUAAGUGGAUUAGGUGAUCCAGCAGUCAGGAUGGCCGAGUUGUGGUAGGAUAACCCAUAUCACUCAGUACGGCAGCCCCAUUACAACCUAUAUCAGCCAAUACGGCAUCCCUAGCUUAGAUUAAGAAUCCAUAAAUGUACGGCCACCCCAGAAAAAUACCGAAGAUACGGGCACAUGAAAAGUAUGUAGAUCGACGCUCGUUCAUUCUAAAUGGCGGAUGAGUGGAAUAAAGACGUGUUCGGAAAAGUAAAUUGUCCAUCCUAUUUCACUCUCACAAUCUCAGAAGUGCGCCCUACUCACAAUGUGCGACAUCGAAUUAAACCAAUUCUCGGUAGUGCAAGAGAAGGUUCGAUCGGCCAAGCGGAGCAGCAGCAGUUGGCAGAGGAAGCACCAACUAUGGCGCCGACAGUCGUAGAAGAGGCAGCACCAUCGAUUCAAGACAUGCAGGAGGAAUUUCUACUAUACACGGAACAGCCUAGCGCAGUAGAAGCCGAGAACGACGUCCUGAUGAAAUUACGCGCAGAGAUAGAUGCAGGCAGAGUCUUGAUGAAAAAAAAUCAUGACGAAAUAAACAAGAUCGUGCAUGUCGGCCAAGCCAAUGACGUCAUCAACGAGGGCAACGAAGCUACCGAUAUCGAUAACAGUGGCAGCGCUAACAGCACCACAGUUAACAGUGGCUGCGCUAACAGCACCAAUGUUAACAGCACCAUCGACCACAGUGAUGGAAAAGGCUCCGAUUCAGACAGUGUUGCAAAACGUCAGGACACAAAUGUAAACAACAUAUGGGGAGCUUCGGCAACAUCGCUCACAUUGGCAAAGGAAGUGACUAUGGAAUUCGACGGGACACAGUGCGCCAAAAACUGGGUCAUACAGCUGGAUAAUAUUGCCGAAAUCUAUAAGCUGGACAAAAUCACUAAACGAAUGCUCCUGAUUGCUAAGCUCAAAGGAAACGCUCAGAGUUGGCUCCAUGCAGAUUCCGCACGUAUAUUGGAAUCAGCUCAUUACUUGUGCGAGCAAUUGAUCGUGGCAUUUGGGGCAACCUUGAACAAAGGAGAACAAAGAGACAGAUUCCAAAAUCGUCAAUGGCGUUCAGAAGAAAAUUUUGCCACAUAUUUUGAAGAAAAAAUGAUGCUGGCUAGAAACAUCAACAUAGACACCGAGGAGUUGAAGGAAAAGAUAAUCGAUGGAAUUCCGGCUUCGGGCUUGCGAGAUCAGGCUCGCAUUCAGUGCUUCUCGGAUCCGAAGCAAAUUCUACGUGCAUUCUCGGAAAUCCGCCUUCCGCAGCGGAAGCAGUAUGCCACACCAGUCUCGGCAGAUGCUGCAGCUAACAAGGGCUUACGCUGCGCCAACUGCAACUCACGUGGUCACUUCGCCAAGGACUGCUUCAAGCCAAAAAGGAAGCCUGGAUCCUGCUACGCAUGUGGGGCAUUUGGCCACCUUGUCGGACAAUGCCCGGAGAGAAAAAGCGUAACCAACAACAAUUAUGUAAGAUACUGUAAGAUUUUCUUAUGCAAUAAGAUUGUAACAUCAUUAAUUGCAGCAUGCCUCAUAGACUCUGGGAGUCUAUUCGUUCUAUUAAGUCUAUUCUAGUCGUUCGUUAAGAAAAGUUUAAUUUCUACAAAAACCAUCAUGGAGCCAGUUCUGAAUCAUAUUUUGGGCUGAAUCGAAGCCAAUUGAAAACAUUUGGAAAAAUAUUAUGUUAUGUUUUGAAAGGAGGAAUAAAAUGUUUUUUUCAUUUGAACGUGGUAUCGAACGAGUCUAUGAGUCAUGGUGUGGUUCUUGGCAGAAAUUGUAUGAAUGCAUGCGCGCUAAGCUUGGACCUAAACACUUUGAAAAUGGUUACGUUAGACGCUGUAAAUGAGAAAGCUAAUAAUCAAUUAAGUAAUAAUUCAGCAAUACCGAUAGAAAGUGAUAAACUGCAAAUUAAAACAAUGGGCAUGAGUAUAGGAAAAAACGAAAAGUUUAAUGAUAACGCUAAUAAAAUAGUUAGAGAUGAGGUGAUUAAAGAAGCCAAAAUUGAUGAAAUUGUUAGUGAUACCGUUAGUAAAGAGAUUGAUGAAAUUUGUGAUACCGUUAGUAAAGAGAUUGAUAAAAUUGUUAGUGAUACCGUUAGUAAAGAGAUUGAUAAAACUGUUAGUGACACAAUUCAUAAAAUGAUUGAUGAAAUUAUUAGUUAUACCGUUAGUAACGAUGAUAAUAUAAUUGUUAGUGAAGACGUUAGCAAGGAUAGUGAAAUUGUUACGGAAGUAGUUAGUAAAGCAGGUACUGAAAAUUUGAUCGAUCAUACCAGACCAAUCAGCUAUAUAAGUGAAACAGGUACUUCGAUAAAUGACGAUGCGGUCGUUACUGAUGGAAUCGUUAGUAGCAAAGCUGAGGACACAUACAAUGAAAUCAUUGCUCCAGACAUUUUUAAUAUCAAUUAUUUGGAAGAUGAAAAAGUCGAUUACAUCUGCGGAGAAAAAAUAAGUCAUGAGCUAAAAUGUCAACUAAGGCAAGCAAUCGAAGACUAUUAUGUAAACACUGUAAGGCCAAAGGAACCUUUAGUUAAAUGCGAGAUAAAACUUAGUUUAGAAAAAUCAAAACCGUUUAGCUGUGCUCCAAGGCGACUGUCAUAUAACGAAAAAGAUAAACUGCAACAAUUAUUAGACGAAUAUUUAAAGAACGGGAUAAUACGACCAAGUGAUUCCGAAUACGCUUCCCCUAUCGUAUUGGUUAAAAAGAAAACAGGGGAUUUAAGGUUAUGUAUAGAUUUUAGAAAACUUAAUCAAAGAAGGACAACUAUCCCAUACCCCUCAUCGAUGAUUUGCUCGACAAACUAGCCAACAAAAAGAUCUUUACGAAGCUUGACCUCAAAAAUGGUUACUUUCAUGUGUUUGUUAAUGAGGAAUCGAUUAAAUAUACAUCGUUCGUGACACCUUUAGGACAAUUCGAGUUCCUCAGAAUGCCGCAGGGUCUGAAAACGGCAUCAGCAGUGUUUCAAAGGUUCGUUAACAAGAUAUUCGAUGAUUUGAUUAGAGAUGAUAAAGUUAUUGUUUACAUGGACGACAUAAUGGUUGCCAGCAGAAAUAUACAAGAACACUAAGAAACGCUAAAGGAAGUCUUCAAUAGAUUAGCGAAAAACAAGUUAGAAUUGCGAAUAGACAAAUGUGAGUUCUUACAAUCAAACAUAAAAUAUCUGGGGUUUUUAAUAAAUGGGCAAGGUAUAACAGCAGAUGACAGAGGAUUAGAAGCAAUCAAAAACUUUCCAAUCCAAGACAAAGUACAGGUUGUGCAAAGUUUUCUUGGCUUAUGCUCCUACUUCAGGAGAUUUAUAAAAGAUUUCUCAACUGUUGCCAAACCGCUUUACGAUCUUUUGAGAAAGGAUACCAAAUUUCAGUUUGGUGAAAAUGAAUUAAAUUGCUUUACAAUGCUGAAGGAAAUGUUAAUGCAGGCACCCAUUUUAUCAAUUUAUAAUCAUAAAGACGAGAUAGAACUGCACUGUGAUGCAGGCGCUCUUGGCUUCGGGGCAGUGUUACUUCAAAAGAAAGACGACGGAAAACUGCAUCCAAUUUUUUAUUUUUCUAAGCGAACAACUGCAGCGGAAUCAAAAUAUCACAGCUUUGAGCUGGAAACAAUGGCAAUUAUUUACGCUCUGCGCAGAUUUCGCAUAUAUUUAUAUGGAAAACGGUUCAAGAUUGUGACUGAUUGCAAUUCCCUUACGUUAACGCUCAACAAAAUUGAACUCAACCCGCGUAUUGCCAGAUGGGCUUUAGAGCUGCAAAAUUGUGAUUUUGAGCUGAGCCAUAGAGAAGGCAGCAGAAUGCAACAUGUAGAUGCGCUGAGCAGAUGCACAAAUAUGCCAAGCCAAGGAUCACAAAGUACAAAAAAUUAAGCAACAGCUAGAAGAAAAUGAACACAAGCUUUUCGAAAUCAGAAACGGUGUAGUUUACAGGAAGAGUAAUGACGGAAGAUUAUUAUUCUAUGUUCCAACAGAUGUGGAAGACCACGUUUUAUAUAAAUAUCACAACGAAAUAGGACACAUAGGUAGAGACAAAAUGACAAACAUAAUUAACAAAAGUUAUUGGUUUCCAAACGUUAAAGAAAAAUGUUCCGGUCACAUUGAAAAUUGUUUGAAGUGCGUUGCGUUUUUACCUAAAUCAGGAAAAGAAGGAUAUUCACACUCCAUUCCAAAAGGAAAUAUGCCAUUUGAGCUAAUCCACAUCGAUCAUUACGGUCCGGUUGACUCGGGUAGAUCAAAAAAGCACAUAUUAGUAGUUGUUGAUGCUUUUACAAAGUUCGUGCGUUUAUAUACAACAAGAACAACGAAUACACGAGAGGUCAUCGUUUCGUUAAAAGACUACUUUAGAGCAUACAGCAAACCCAAAUGCAUAAUUUCAGAUCAAGGGAGUUGCUUCACAUCAAACGAAUUCGACGAGUUCCUGACAGAGACUGAUAUCAAACACAUUAAAAUCGCUAACGGAUCGCCUCAAGCAAAUGGUCAGGUGGAACAAGUCAAUAGAAGCCUUGGGCCAAUGAUAGCGAAAUUAGUAGAACCAGAAAAGGGUAUACAUUGGGAUGCAGUAAUAGACAAAGUAGAACAUGUAUUAAAUAACACACAGCACAGGAGCACAAAGCAAGUGCCUUGUAAACUUUUAUUCGGCAUAGAACAGAGAGGAAAAAUUAUAGACGAAUUAAAAGAAAAACUAGAAGAGUUAAAUGAAGUACAAGAAAACAAAGAUCUAACAGAAUUAAGAGAUAAAGCGGCGGAAAAUAUAGAGAUAGCUCAAGCGUGCAACAAAAAGCAAUAUGACAAGGGCUUAAAGAAACCCAAGGAGUACAAGGAAGGAGACUAUGUGAUGGUUAAAAAUUUUGAUUGCACAGUGGGAGCAUCUAAAAAACUAAUCCCCAGAAACAAAGGCUCUAUGUAAUCGAAAAAGUUUUAAAAAAUGACAGGUUUUUGUUAAAAGAUGUAGAAGGUUUUCAAGUAUCCCGUAACCCAUAUCAAGGUGUUUGGAGUAUCAAAAACAUAAAACAGAAAUAAAAGCUAAUAUAUAUACAUAUAAGGAAAAAAUGUAAUAUAUGCUAAGUGUAUUGUUAUCCACAAUGGAAUUUCCUUAUCUUUAAGUGGAUUAGGUGAUCCAGCAGUCAGGAUGGCCGAGUUGUGGUAGGAUAACCCAUAUCACUCAGUACGGCAGCCCCAUUACAACCUAUAUCAGCCAAUACGGCAUCCCUAGCUUAGAUUAAGAAUCCAUAAAUGUACGGCCACCCCAGAAAAAUACCGAAGAUACGGGCACAUGAAAAGUAUGUAGAUCGACGCUCGUUCAUUCUAAAUGGCGGAUGAGUGGAAUAAAGACGUGUUCGGAAAAGUAAAUUGUCCAACCUAUUUCACUCUCACAAUCUUAGAAGUGCGCCCUACUCACAAUGUGCGACAUCGAAUUAAACCAAUUCUCGGUAGUGCAAGAGAAGGUUCGAUCGGCCAAGCGGAGCAGCAGCAGUUGGCAGAGGAAGCACCAACUAUGGCGCCGACAGUCGUAGAAGAGGCAGCACCAUCGAUUCAAGACAUGCAGGAGGAAUUUCUACUAUACACGGAACAGCCUAGCGCAGUAGAAGCCGAGAACGACGUCCUGAUGAAAUUACGCGCAGAGAUAGAUGCAGGCAGAGUCUUGAUGAAAAAAAAUCAUGACGAAAUAAACAAGAUCGUGCAUGUCGGCCAAGCCAAUGACGUCAUCAACGAGGGCAACGAAGCUACCGAUAUCGAUAACAGUGGCAGCGCUAACAGCACCACAGUUAACAGUGGCUGCGCUAACAGCACCAAUGUUAACAGCACCAUCGACCACAGUGAUGGAAAAGGCUCCGAUUCAGACAGUGUUGCAAAACGUCAGGACACAAAUGUAAACAACAUAUGGGGAGCUUCGGCAACAUCGCUCACAUUGGCAAAGGAAGUGACUAUGGAAUUCGACGGGACACAGUGCGCCAAAAACUGGGUCAUACAGCUGGAUAAUAUUGCCGAAAUCUAUAAGCUGGACAAAAUCACUAAACGAAUGCUCCUGAUUGCUAAGCUCAAAGGAAACGCUCAGAGUUGGCUCCAUGCAGAUUCCGCACGUAUAUUGGAAUCAGCUCAUUACUUGUGCGAGCAAUUGAUCGUGGCAUUUGGGGCAACCUUGAACAAAGGAGAACAAAGAGACAGAUUCCAAAAUCGUCAAUGGCGUUCAGAAGAAAAUUUUGCCACAUAUUUUGAAGAAAAAAUGAUGCUGGCUAGAAACAUCAACAUAGACACCGAGGAGUUGAAGGAAAAGAUAAUCGAUGGAAUUCCGGCUUCGGGCUUGCGAGAUCAGGCUCGCAUUCAGUGCUUCUCGGAUCCGAAGCAAAUUCUACGUGCAUUCUCGGAAAUCCGCCUUCCGCAGCGGAAGCAGUAUGCCACACCAGUCUCGGCAGAUGCUGCAGCUAACAAGGGCUUACGCUGCGCCAACUGCAACUCACGUGGUCACUUCGCCAAGGACUGCUUCAAGCCAAAAAGGAAGCCUGGAUCCUGCUACGCAUGUGGGGCAUUUGGCCACCUUGUCGGACAAUGCCCGGAGAGAAAAAGCGUAACCAACAACAAUUAUCAUGCCUCAUAGACUCUGGGAGUAAAAUAUCGUUCGUUAAGAAAAGUUUAAUUUCUACAAAAACCAUCAUGGAGCCAGUUCUGAAUCAUAUUUUGGGCUGAAUCGAAGCCAAUUGAAAACAUUUGGAAAAAUAUUAUGUUAUGUUUUGAAAGGAGGAAUAAAAUGUUUUUUUCAUUUGAACGUGGUAUCGAACGAGUCUAUGAGUCAUGGUGUGGUUCUUGGCAGAAAUUGUAUGAAUGCAUGCGCGCUAAGCUUGGACCUAAACACUUUGAAAAUGGUUACGUUAGACGCUGUAAAUGAGAAAGCUAAUAAUCAAUUAAGUAAUAAUUCAGCAAUACCGAUAGAAAGUGAUAAACUGCAAAUUAAAACAAUGGGCAUGAGUAUAGGAAAAAACGAAAAGUUUAAUGAUAACGCUAAUAAAAUAGUUAGAGAUGAGGUGAUUAAAGAAGCCAAAAUUGAUGAAAUUGUUAGUGAUACCGUUAGUAAAGAGAUUGAUGAAAUUUGUGAUACCGUUAGUAAAGAGAUUGAUAAAAUUGUUAGUGAUACCGUUAGUAAAGAGAUUGAUAAAACUGUUAGUGACACAAUUCAUAAAAUGAUUGAUGAAAUUAUUAGUUAUACCGUUAGUAACGAUGAUAAUAUAAUUGUUAGUGAAGACGUUAGCAAGGAUAGUGAAAUUGUUACGGAAGUAGUUAGUAAAGCAGGUACUGAAAAUUUGAUCGAUCAUACCAGACCAAUCAGCUAUAUAAGUGAAACAGGUACUUCGAUAAAUGACGAUGCGGUCGUUACUGAUGGAAUCGUUAGUAGCAAAGCUGAGGACACAUACAAUGAAAUCAUUGCUCCAGACAUUUUUAAUAUCAAUUAUUUGGAAGAUGAAAAAGUCGAUUACAUCUGCGGAGAAAAAAUAAGUCAUGAGCUAAAAUGUCAACUAAGGCAAGCAAUCGAAGACUAUUAUGUAAACACUGUAAGGCCAAAGGAACCUUUAGUUAAAUGCGAGAUAAAACUUAGUUUAGAAAAAUCAAAACCGUUUAGCUGUGCUCCAAGGCGACUGUCAUAUAACGAAAAAGAUAAACUGCAACAAUUAUUAGACGAAUAUUUAAAGAACGGGAUAAUACGACCAAGUGAUUCCGAAUACGCUUCCCCUAUCGUAUUGGUUAAAAAGAAAACAGGGGAUUUAAGGUUAUGUAUAGAUUUUAGAAAACUUAAUCAAAGAAGGACAACUAUCCCAUACCCCUCAUCGAUGAUUUGCUCGACAAACUAGCCAACAAAAAGAUCUUUACGAAGCUUGACCUCAAAAAUGGUUACUUUCAUGUGUUUGUUAAUGAGGAAUCGAUUAAAUAUACAUCGUUCGUGACACCUUUACGACAAUUCGAGUUCCUCAGAAUGCCGCAGGGUCUGAAAACGGCAUCAGCAGUGUUUCAAAGGUUCGUUAACAAGAUAUUCGAUGAUUUGAUUAGAGAUGAUAAAGUUAUUGUUUACAUGGACGACAUAAUGGUUGCCAGCAGAAAUAUACAAGAACACUUAGAAACGCUAAAGGAAGUCUUCAAUAGAUUAGCGAAAAACAAGUUAGAAUUGCGAAUAGACAAAUGUGAGUUCUUACAAUCAAACAUAAAAUAUCUGGGGUUUUUAAUAAAUGGGCAAGGUAUAACAGCAGAUGACAGAGGAUUAGAAGCAAUCAAAAACUUUCCAAUCCAAGACAAAGUACAGGUUGUGCAAAGUUUUCUUGGCUUAUGCUCCUACUUCAGGAGAUUUAUAAAAGAUUUCUCAACUGUUGCCAAACCGCUUUACGAUCUUUUGAGAAAGGAUACCAAAUUUCAGUUUGGUGAAAAUGAAUUAAAUUGCUUUACAAUGCUGAAGGAAAUGUUAAUGCAGGCACCCAUUUUAUCAAUUUAUAAUCAUAAAGACGAGAUAGAACUGCACUGUGAUGCAGGCGCUCUUGGCUUCGGGGCAGUGUUACUUCAAAAGAAAGACGACGGAAAACUGCAUCCAAUUUUUUAUUUUUCUAAGCGAACAACUGCAGCGGAAUCAAAAUAUCACAGCUUUGAGCUGGAAACAAUGGCAAUUAUUUACGCUCUGCGCAGAUUUCGCAUAUAUUUAUAUGGAAAACGGUUCAAGAUUGUGACUGAUUGCAAUUCCCUUACGUUAACGCUCAACAAAAUUGAACUCAACCCGCGUGUUGCCAGAUGGGCUUUAGAGCUGCAAAAUUGUGAUUUUGAGCUGAGCCAUAGAGAAGGCAGCAGAAUGCAACAUGUAGAUGCGCUGAGCAGAUGCACAAAUAUGCCAAGCCAAGGAUCACAAAGUACAAAAAAUUAAGCAACAGCUAGAAGAAAAUGAACACAAGCUUUUCGAAAUCAGAAACGGUGUAGUUUACAGGAAGAGUAAUGACGGAAGAUUAUUAUUCUAUGUUCCAACAGAUGUGGAAGACCACGUUUUAUAUAAAUAUCACAACGAAAUAGGACACAUAGGUAGAGACAAAAUGACAAACAUAAUUAACAAAAGUUAUUGGUUUCCAAACGUUAAAGAAAAAUGUUCCGGUCACAUUGAAAAUUGUUUGAAGUGCGUUGCGUUUUUACCUAAAUCAGGAAAAGAAGGAUAUUCACACUCCAUUCCAAAAGGAAAUAUGCCAUUUGAGCUAAUCCACAUCGAUCAUUACGGUCCGGUUGACUCGGGUAGAUCAAAAAAGCACAUAUUAGUAGUUGUUGAUGCUUUUACAAAGUUCGUGCGUUUAUAUACAACAAGAACAACGAAUACACGAGAGGUCAUCGUUUCGUUAAAAGACUACUUUAGAGCAUACAGCAAACCCAAAUGCAUAAUUUCAGAUCAAGGGAGUUGCUUCACAUCAAACGAAUUCGACGAGUUCCUGACAGAGACUGAUAUCAAACACAUUAAAAUCGCUAACGGAUCGCCUCAAGCAAAUGGUCAGGUGGAACAAGUCAAUAGAAGCCUUGGGCCAAUGAUAGCGAAAUUAGUAGAACCAGAAAAGGGUAUACAUUGGGAUGCAGUAAUAGACAAAGUAGAACAUGUAUUAAAUAACACACAGCACAGGAGCACAAAGCAAGUGCCUUGUAAACUUUUAUUCGGCAUAGAACAGAGAGGAAAAAUUAUAGACGAAUUAAAAGAAAAACUAGAAGAGUUAAAUGAAGUACAAGAAAACAAAGAUCUAACAGAAUUAAGAGAUAAAGCGGCGGAAAAUAUAGAGAUAGCUCAAGCGUGCAACAAAAAGCAAUAUGACAAGGGCUUAAAGAAACCCAAGGAGUACAAGGAAGGAGACUAUGUGAUGGUUAAAAAUUUUGAUUGCACAGUGGGAGCAUCUAAAAAACUAAUCCCCAAAAACAAAGGCUCUAUGUAAUCGAAAAAGUUUUAAAAAAUGACAGGUUUUUGUUAAAAGAUGUAGAAGGUUUUCAAGUAUCCCGUAACCCAUAUCAAGGUGUUUGGAGUAUCAAAAACAUAAAACAGAAAUAAAAGCUAAUAUAUAUACAUAUAAGGAAAAAAUGUAAUAUAUGCUAAGUGUAUUGUUAUCCACAAUGGAAUUUCCUUAUCUUUAAGUGGAUUAGGUGAUCCAGCAGUCAGGAUGGCCGAGUUGUGGUAGGAUAACCCAUAUCACUCAGUACGGCAGCCCCAUUACAACCUAUAUCAGCCAAUACGGCAUCCCUAGCUUAGAUUAAGAAUCCAUAAAUGUACGGCCACCCCAGAAAAAUACCGAAGAUACGGGCACAUGAAAAGUAUGUAGAUCGACGCUCGUUCAUUCUAAAUGGCGGAUGAGUGGAAUAAAGACGUGUUCGGAAAAGUAAAUUGUCCAUCCUAUUUCACUCUC
Drosophila miranda is the source of this 11830-nucleotide messenger RNA. RefSeq lists its product as uncharacterized. Bases 1646 to 3025 code for a protein of 459 amino acids. The record is from RefSeq and is a predicted model, not a curated record. The transcript has 2 exons. Gene Ontology annotation, molecular function: zinc ion binding; nucleic acid binding. Lineage: Eukaryota; Metazoa; Arthropoda; Insecta; Diptera; Drosophilidae.